Nymphalis io (European peacock) is the source of this 8380-nucleotide messenger RNA. RefSeq lists its product as uncharacterized. Gene Ontology annotation, cellular component: piccolo histone acetyltransferase complex. Gene Ontology annotation, biological process: regulation of transcription by RNA polymerase II. The coding region runs from base 342 to 4286 and encodes 1314 amino acids. Lineage: Eukaryota; Metazoa; Arthropoda; Insecta; Lepidoptera; Nymphalidae. The record is from RefSeq and is a predicted model, not a curated record. The transcript is spliced from 16 exons.
ACUAUAUUUUAAAUAGUUUUGCUUUAAAUAAGAUAUAAAAAUGACGGAUUUGUUCCCGCGUGUUUCCUUCCCGCGCACGUCGCACUAGGUGGAAGUUGGUCAUGGUCGUCCGCCAAACGGAAAGCCGCCAUGAUGGCUUUCUGUAAAGUACGCUCAAUAUGUAAAGUUUCGUUAUUGUUUUUCAUUAAUUGUGACUGAGUGCGUGCAAAAAUUAACCAUGGGAACGAACUAGAGUGUGCAAAGUGCAGUUUACGGUCCUUUGGGACCUCCUGGAGGAGCUAUAAAGUGAUUUAUAAGUGCAUUUUUGUGUCGACGCUAGCGUGUUUUGUUCUGUCAACAAAAUGUCGAAGCUCUCGUUUAGGGCGAGGGCCCUGGAUGCGUCGAAACCAAUGCCCAUAUAUCUCGCCGAGGAGCUUCCGGAUUUACCGGACUACUCGGCGAUUAAUCGUGCUGUACCUCAAAUGCCCUCUGGUAUGGAAAAAGAGGAGGAAAGUGAGCAUCACCUCCAGAGGGCAAUAUCGGGCACGGGGCUGAUCAUACCCACACCGGAAGUAUGCCAGGUUUCAGACGUCGACUUCUACGAGAGAUGCUACCCGCCCGACUACAAGAUGCCCAAGCAGCAUAUACAUAUGCAGCCGCUGUGGGAGGAACAAGAGGCGCCGGAGUACGACAUCGACUCGGAGGAUGAGAGGUGGCUCAAACAACAGAGGCGUCCUGAGCUAACAGAGUUAAAGUUCGAACAAAUGAUGGACAAACUGGAGAGAAGCUCGGGGCAGACGGUGGUGACGUUGAACGAGGCGAAGCUACUCCUUGAGAGACACGACGAUCUUGUCAUAGCGGUCUACGACUACUGGCUCAACAAACGGCUCACCACUUUAUCAAAGGUAACCUUCCAGCAACAUCCACUAGUCCUGUCAGUAAAGACGGAGAGUCGGCCCGGUCAGUCCACAAACAAUCCGUACCUUGCGUUCCGACGUCGCACCGAGAAGAUGCAGACGAGGAAGAACAGGAAAAACGACGAGAGCUCGUACGAGAAGAUGCUGAAGCUCCGGCGCGACCUGGCGCGCGCGCUGACGCUGCUGGAGCUCGUGGCGCGGCGGGAGCGCGCCAAGCGAGAGCUGGUGCGGCUCACGGCGCUGCUGGCCGAGCGCCGGUACGUGGCCGGGGACUUCGCCAACCAGCUGCUGCCCGACCCGCCGCCUAGGCCGCAGUACACCGCGGUACCGAUAACAACAGCGAGCUUUCGUCGCGAGUACACAGUUCAGCAUUACCCGCCUCGAGCGCCCUCCACACCGAUCGAGCCGAGACAGCGCGAGAAGCGACCGUACAAGCGGCGGAAGCAUCGCCACCACGCGCCAGCCGCGCACCCGCACCGAGAUUCAGGCGUUUGUACAUCAUCGGAGGAGGAGUCAGCUCCGCCGGACGACGGGCCCUUCGCCUUCCGUCGGAAGCCUGGCUGCUACUACGAAAUGCCUACAGCGACACUGUACGGUGACCCACUGGACCCGGACAACCCCUCCAAGGACGGAAUGUUUGAGCACGAACUGGAUGAGAGGACUAGGUUCACGCUGACGUCGGUGACGCGGCCGUACCCGCAGUGCGUGGGCUUCGCGCGGCGCCGCCUGGGGCGCGGCGGGCGCGUGCUGCUCGACCGCCGCGCCUCGCCGCUCGACUCGCUGUGGCCGCGCCUCCCCUUCCGGCACGCGCGCGCCAGCGACGAGCGCGAGCGCCGCGACGAGGAGGUGGACCUGGAAACCAAACCUCACAGAACUCCAAAGGAGAUGACGAGAGACUACCACACGGGAGGAAAGUACCCUUGGCGACAUGCGUUCCGACGACAUUUGGCCGAAAAUCCUCACCUAUGGACCAUUCCCGUCAAAACGGACGUCGACGACGUCAAACUAGACGUUACCGAUGUAAAAAUAGACGUCGAUGACGUGAAACUAGACGUCGACGACGUGAAACUAGACAUCGAUGACGUGAAACUAGAAGCAAUGGAUGUGGACAGUGAUUCGAAAGUGUUACCGGACUUAAGUGAUAGUGCUACUGAUAGUGUUAGUGAUAGAGCGAGAACUAUAGACAGUUUUGUGAGGGGUAACCUAGAGAGGGUUAUCAGGAAGAGAUCGUGGAGCGGAUGCAGUGACAGUAGCUACGACUCGGAUGAAAGUUUGCAGCCCGUUGAGAAGGAGUUUGAGAAGUUCAUCAACGAAGUUAAUAAGAAAUGGUUACACUUCCGACCAAAAACACCGCCGCCCUCACCACCUUACGUAGAUAAACCAUCAGACGAUCAGCUUCCAAUCGCGCUCGACACACCGAUAUCCGUGGAGCUCACGCUGGAGCCACCCUCGGGGUCGCUGGACACGUUUACCACCUCUGAAUUCACUCUCGGCGACCUCUACGGAGACAUCAAUCCGGAAAUCGACAACAGCGGCAGUCUCGACAUCAGCGGGGAUGAUUUACUCACAGAAAACUUCACAGGAUUGACCGAAGCACAAGUCGAGAGCAUCCUCUCAGAAACUGAUCUCAAAGCGCUAGCGGACGUCGACCUCACGAAGGACGAUAAAAAGAUGGCGAUCACGGACGACCUGCUCGACGAACUAGUGAAGGACGUAGACGGAAAGGAUUCUUUUUUAUUACAUGGCCAGAGCUCGGAAGGGCGUGCCGGCUCUGGCCAGAGGAGGAGAAGGGCGGAACAUUUCGGUUCGAGCGUCGUACACGUCACCGGGCCGGGUAGGGAGCCGGUGUACAUAGAGAGGGUCGUCCCGCCGGACGAAACGCCCAAGGAAAUCAAGAAGCCGGUCGUGAAGUCGCCGGUGCCGACCUCCAAGAUCAUCGUCGAGGAGGUCAAUGAGGUGCCGCAGGUUAAAGUCGAGAGGAAGAGGAAAGAGGAGACGGAGGAGGUGCAGAUCGCGCACGGGGUCCAACUGAAGACGGUGCAGACGAAGCACUCCCCGUUGAAGAAGCACAUCAUCACGUCGGCGCACCGGCGCGGUGACGUCACACUCGUCACGUCCGAGGCGCCGCAGCCGCAGAUCGUUACGGUCGCAGUUUCCGAUAGCUUGAAGGUUCGUCUGCAAAACCAAGGAGCAACAGGCUCAUGUUCCAGCGCGGGGACGGUCGUGGGUCUGCUACAGAAUGGACCAUUCACCGCUGUCGCUUUACCUAUGCAUAAUGCUCAGCAUAGGGAAAUCGGCUCAGCUACCGUAGCGAGUGUGGCCAACGUUGUGACGGCAGGCAGCGCCGGCAAAGUGGCCAGCGUGGCCAACGUGGCCAGCGUGGCCAGUGUAGCCAGCGUGGCCAGCGCUGCGCGUCGCGUGUCUGCGCCGCUCGUGCAGCUGGCGCCCGCCGCGCUGGGACACAAGCCGCUGCAGCUGCACCACCACUCCUCCAUGGUGGUCGCGCCGCAGAUGCACCACGUCACCCCCAGCAAGCUCAAAGUGCUCCACGCGCAUCCGCUCUCGCACUCGCAGCGGGCACAGCUGCUGGCCCAGAACCGCUCGCUGGCACAACUACCGGCGGUUGUAUCGCUUGCCACGCUAGGCGACGCGACAAAGCCUCCCGCGGCGGCUCUCCUGAAGGCCGCUCAGGGUUCCGUGGCUCAAUUCUUUGAAAUCAAGAGCGGGCAGUUGGGUAAAGGCCCGCAUUUAGUGAACGUCCUCCGCCAACCGCCGCCGGUCAAGGCCUCGGUGGCGAGGCUGGACUUCAACGAUGCGAAGAAGCGGCAAGUUGUGUUCGACAGCACGCUGAAAGGAAAUGUAGCGACGGCGACCAGACCGCAUCGGGUUAGCGUCAGUCUCGACGGGCGGCAGAUAGUUCGCGCCGCGUUACCUGCAGUGAGAGCACCUCACGUGCGACAUCAGAUUCAAUUAAAGAAUCGGACACUUCAAGUGACGGCACCAUUGGCUAGAACGUCGUCGGAGCCUUCGACGAGUAUAACGAUAGCACCGACGAAAACCGCCUCUAUUCCAAGCUCCGUAGUGGCGAAUCUGUUGCAGAAGAACGUUCAGUUGCCCAAAGGACAAAAGAUCGCUAUAUCGGGACCUGGCGGUCAAGCGUUGUCAGCGAACGUGCAAGCUAUUGCUUUCACCACAGCACAGUUGAAAGCGAGACAAGGGAGGUUAAUAGCCCAGCCGAGACCGACGCCUGUUGCCGAGAUCGUGGAGGCGUCGACCGCGCCCGCGUCGGCCUCCCCCGCGGCCGGCAUGUCGGCCGACGACGCCGACGACGGGCCCACCAACGGCGUCCGGCGCCGGCCGGCCGACACGCUACCCAUGGAGGUCACGUGACAACCGGGCCCGUCCACCUGCGGUCCCAAGUGUGCGAGUGUGCAGUGCGGCGAGAGUGGUAGUGCUAGUGGUCCCGACAUCAACCUCACGCUGACGUUACGAGACGCCGACGGUGCCGAGCGGCCGGUCGACGAUGUUUCACCCACCGACUUGCAAUCCAAUAUAUAUUUAGUACCGACUAAUAUUGAUGCUUCUUCGUUACCCGUUCUGGUGUUCUAGCGAAAACUGUAAUUACAGGCAUAAGCCGUCGAUUUGAUUGAAUCGUAAGAAACUUUAUUGUGCUCUGUGUUGGACAUACUGGUGUGGAAUAUUUAAAUUAUAAAUUUCUGAUUGUUAUAAACAAAAUAUAAAGAGAUUGGAAUCAUUUCGUCUUUUUAUAUAUUACAAAGUGGAUUUUGAGUGUAGUAAUCAUUAUAUGAAGACUUAUUAAAUAUAAGCUGUUCUUUUUCUGAUUAUUAAAUAAUAAAUAUUAUUGUCAAAUACUAAAACUAUACUUUUAAAGCUCUUGUGUUGUAAAACACACACUAUUAAAGUUAUCUGAAAGUGCUUCAAACUUUAUUAGGAAGCAUUUACAGGAUUUGUGAAACAAUUGAGUGUCAACGGUACUAAAAUAUAAAAGAUCAUCUGAUUUGACAAUGACUCUGCCGAGUCAAUAUAAGAGGUCUAUGUGUAAUAAAGAUACUUGAUGUAAAUUUGUUAAACUAAAGCUAGAAACAGAUCAUUAAAAUUAUUAAAAUUGUUAAUCUAACAUUUAUAAUAUCCAGAAUUCUCUUAUAUAAAGAAUUUGCUUCUUUGCCGUCAAGGCUUUCUUAGAAGCCGAAUAAAACGGUGAAGAUAGACUUUUCUCGUGACAUAAUAAACGUACUUUAUAAGAAUAGUUUGUUUCUAGAUUUAGUCAGUAAUACUUUGGAUUUGUAGUCAACAAAACAUUGCAAAUAAUCGAUUGAUGUUCGUGGUAUCGUUAAAUACUAUUUUAAACGCUAAUCCCUGAGGAACAUGGUCCAUUUUAGUGUAAAGCAAGCUUCAUUAAAAAUAAUUUAAGUGGCUGUGACAUAGUUAAUACAUGUAAAAUGUUUUACAUAGCAAAUGCCAGACCAUUUAAAUUUAGUUGGUUAGAUUUACGAUAAUACAAAUAGACAGUGAACUUUUGUAUCAAUUACAUUCUCUCGAUCUUCACGCGCAUGCGCAUGUUCAACGUGCCAUGUGCAUGUUUUAUAGGUUUAAUUUUAGUAAUUUCAUUUCUGUACUAGUGUAUUAUUACUUGGAAUAAAUGUUUAUUAAUAACUAAUAAAGAAAUAUUUAGACAUGGCUGGCAUUAUGCGCUUAGAUUUUUUUUAGCAAUCAUUCUUUAGUUAAUAUUUUUCACGCGAAUGAAAAAAAAACUAAAAAAAAAUUUAAUGUACGAUAAACCCUCGUUCAGUGUAUAUUUAAAAUGUAUGAAUUGUAAUAUAACUGCAUUGAUGUAUUAUAUAGUUUUAUGUGUAUAAUAUUUACUUAAUUAGACUGGCCGGACCAGUAUGUAUUCAAAUGUACGUUGUAAAACCCUCAAAGGCUUAGGAUUUAAUUUCUUCAAUAUCUGUACGCAGACAUUGUAUGGUUAUAGGCUUAAAAAAUUAUUGUCACAAGAAAUUAAUAAUUUGUUACCAUUUUAUAUAUAAUCUUAAAAUAUUUUGUAUUGAUAUUUCAAACGCAUUUCUCUGUUCAAUGUUAACUUUAAAUUGUAAAUAACAAUUAUAUUACUAAUAUAUAUAUAUAUUGAAACCAUACAAUUGUCGGCCUUUGUGUCAAAAUCAUACACUCAAAACUAUAUCAGACUACUGGAAGUACUUUGAGAAUUUUUUAUUAUAUGACCAAAUGUAAGUUACAGCCGUUAAACCCAUAUACAUGAAACUGCAUGCACUGUGAACUUAUUUAUUGUAGUUUUUAUAUAGUUGAAAAAACUAUAUCGCUAUCCUAUAAACUGUUUCAUGUCAAACUAUAUUUUUUCAAUUAAAUAAAUAGCCAAAUAAAUAUUGUAAGUAGAAAUUAAACACACUAAAUGUUGAGAUACAGGCAUAUUAUUAAUAUGACAUAUGAAAAUUUCAUAUAUUAUUAUAGCUCACAGCAGAUGUCCUGACGUACGAAGGACUAAGUUUUUUUUUAUUAAAGAAGGGCAUAUAGUCAUAUACUCAGAUCUCAUAGUUCACGGCAUAUUAAGAUUGUCUUUCCUCUUACACUUAGAAUAAAAAUGUUCUCAGAAUAUAUGCUGGCAUAAUUGUAUGUAUAUGAAAAGCAUCCUAUUUGUCUCAUAUAUAACCUAUGUAUUGUAAAUAUCUUUGAUUUAGGUAGAUUGGGAACUAAGCUGGUGGUUAUAUAAUAACAUGCAGAUUUCUUUGAUAUGUUUUUAUUUACUAAUGUAUAUAAAUAUUGUGGAUAUAUUAGAUACAAAAUCUUAAAAUACCAAUUACAGGCCAUAUCAAUUUUCAAUUAAGUGAAUACUUGUGUCGUUUCUUUCUAAAAGUGUAGAAGUUUUUAAAGAGAGAAACUUUUUAUAUCUGAGAAAUAUUAGUCGUUUAUAUAAAUUAUAUUAUAAUUUAAAGUCACAUUAACAAUAUGUCUGUAUCUCGCUCGUUGUGUUUAUAAUCUUAUACCAAUUCCGUGUACUUGCGUGAGUAUCUUGUUAGUUUCCAAUUGAAGCCACUUUAGUUCUUAUUGUAAAGGAUUACAUCAUAAAAUAGCUUGAAGUGUUUAAAUCAUAGAUAUUUAAUGCAAAUGAUACCCGUUUUUUGAUAUCAACAAAAAAAAAAUUAAAAAAUGUCUCGUCUAGAAAGCUAUCCAUAGAAAGUGCUGUAUAUUGAAAUUUGUCUUUAUAUACUUAAAAACUGUCAAAGAAACUACAAUUAACAAACCAUCGAUACAUGGGACUUGCAAAAGGAAAUAAUGAAUUUGUUGAUAAUGACGUCAAAGUGAGAGUAAUUAUAUAACUUUUUAUGUAUUUUUGGAAACGUUUAUAUAAUAUAAACCAGUAUUCAAUUGUUAAUUUUGGUCUUAAAUGUUCAAAAUCUGUCUACAUAGCUGUUUCAAUAAUAAUGUAUGGACCUGAAAAUUCAAAAUAUAAAACAAUAUAAUCGAUGUGUUAUUGUAGCUGUUAGGUAUCUUUGUUGUUAGGUUACGUAGAACGAAGCAAGUUUAAUAAUAUAACUUAAUACAAAAUAUCGUAGACAAUUAGGUCUAUAUUAUUGACGUGCAAACGUAGAGAAAUAUAUAUAUAAUAUAUAAUGCUACUAAUUUAAAAAGUUGCUCCGAUGUUAAAGUGUAGUUUCUUUUUCGGAUAUUUAAAAUUCAAAUCAUAUUAAUUCUCGUUAGAAAUUUGCGCAGAUAACGGCAAAAUAUUAAUAUCUUAAUAUCGUGGUUACGUAUCUUAAUGUAAUUAAAACAUUGGGGUUUUUAAUAUAGCUGUGCGAAACUUAUAUCAGUGUUUACGCAUAUUCUGUCCUGUUGUUUCAACAUUCAAAAAAUUUGCGAAUUUUCUUUUUCACACCAGCUCACCGCGAUGGCCUGGUGAGAGAAAGAGAUCGCAACCAAAAAAAAUGUAAUGGUUUUAACUAUGUCUAUACAUAUAUAAUUAGUAAGUAUCAUAUACUGUACAAAAGGCUGCAGAUUUGGAAAAAAAAUGUAAAAAAAAUUGGCCUCAUUUUUGGGGCUGUUAACAUACGCUUAGUAAAGUGGAUAGGAAGAUGUGUACCUCAUAAGUUUCUGAUUCUUAGAUUAGGCUUGCGCGGGUGUUUUGAAUGCUUCCCGACAGAGGGCGGUGUAUUUUUUUCUUAGCUUUCUCUUUGGGCUGCCUACGCGAGCGCGUUCGUGCGUUGUACUUUAUUUUUCGUGUAAAUAUUACUUUUUUAUUGUUUUUUUUUUAGUUACUUCGAAGUUAGUCCACGUGACUUUCCUUCGGUCGGGUACAAGCCGAGGGAGGCAUUCAAAGAAUCCGUAUUUAUUAUUAAAAAAAAUCGCUGUAAAUUGUUUGUAAAAAUAGUCAUGUUCAGAAUUUCAGUGUAGUUUUGUUGAUUAUUUUUUUUCAACCGGAAAUUGCUGAAUAAAGCGACGAUUCUGUUUCA